Messenger RNA from Sphaeroforma arctica JP610, 672 nucleotides. RefSeq lists its product as hypothetical. The transcript has 2 exons. The record is from RefSeq and is a predicted model, not a curated record. NCBI's taxonomy places the organism in Eukaryota, Ichthyosporea, Ichthyophonida. Bases 1 to 582 code for a protein of 193 amino acids.
AUGAAGCAACUUAGUCCGGUGAAACAUAUAAUUGGACAUACGAAUCCUGUACCUCAUGAACCCAGAGAGCGGUUGUUGAAGAACACUCAAAAUCGGACACAAACAAUUCUGACCCCUGAUGCGAUGCCGGUUAAUGGUUCGGAUUGGUAUCAGGCAUCGAACGAUAAUGUCCAUGCUACUCGCAGAGCGCAAUUGUUGACAAAUGCUCAAAAUCGAGUACAAACAAUUCCGACACCUGAUGAGAUGCCGCCUAAUAGUCCGGAUUGGUAUCAGAAAUCGAAAACUUUGGUGAAAUCGCCUGUAAUGAACUCCUCGCAGCAACAGAUGAACCAGAGUCACGUGACAACGAACUUAUUUCGUGAUAAGUUGCAACGUCACCGUAAACCACGUUCACCAGAAGAGUUACAGAAGAAUUCUCAGGAUGCGGCGAAUGUCCCUAUUGAUACGAUUGCAUACCGCAAACACCUUCCUGUUCAUCACGACAACUACUUGGAAGACCCACAAGCAGUGAAACGUCAUAAAGGUUCGGAACCUACGGAGGCUAGCAUUACUGUAUCGACAGCGGCCGAGAUGAAAAUGUAAGUUUUUCAACCGACCCAACGGAUGAUGUAUGCAGAAGCAGACAGACGCAUAGACGAUGCGCGUGCGCUACAGGGUCUAAUUCGUGCGUCG